Molecule: messenger RNA, 1580 nt
Organism: Aspergillus neoniger CBS 115656
Lineage: Eukaryota; Fungi; Ascomycota; Eurotiomycetes; Eurotiales; Aspergillaceae
Gene: lys9
Product: saccharopine dehydrogenase (NADP+, L-glutamate-forming)
Exons: 7
Coding region: 54-1400 (448 amino acids)
Cellular component (GO): cytoplasm
Molecular function (GO): saccharopine dehydrogenase activity
Source: RefSeq, a predicted model, not a curated record
GUUUCCUUCCUGUUUUCCCAAUCUAAUACCCUGAUAUCUUCCCAAUUGUCAUCAUGCCUGUCGCCGGUUCCAAGGUUCUCCUGUUGGGCUCGGGCUUCGUCACGAAGCCCACCGUUGAGGUUCUCAGCAAGGCUGACGUUAACGUCACUGUUGCCUGCAGAACCCUCGAGAGUGCUCAGAAGCUCUGCGAAGGCUUCAAGAACACCAAGGCCAUCUCCCUCGAUGUCACCGAUGAUGCUGCUCUUGACAAGGCUCUGGAGCAGGUUGACCUUGCCAUCUCCCUGAUCCCCUACACCUUCCACGCCAAUGUCAUCAAGUCCGCCAUCCGCACCAAGAAGCACGUCGUCACCACCUCCUACGUCUCCCCCGCCAUGAUGGAGCUGGAUGAGGAGUGCAAGAAGGCCGGCAUCACCGUCAUGAACGAGAUCGGUCUGGACCCUGGUAUUGACCACCUCUACGCUGUCAAGACCAUCUCCGAGGUUCACGCCGAAGGUGGCAAGAUCACCUCUUUCCUCAGCUACUGCGGUGGCCUCCCCGCCCCCGAGUGCUCCAACAACCCCCUGGGCUACAAGUUCAGCUGGUCCAGCCGCGGUGUCCUCCUUGCCCUCCGCAACGCCGCCAAGUUCUACAAGGACGGCCAAGAAUUCAGCGUCGCCGGUCCCGACCUGAUGGCCACCGCCAAGCCCUACUUCAUCUACCCCGGCUUCGCCUUCGUCGCCUACCCCAACCGCGACUCCUGCCCCUACCGGGAGCGCUACAACAUCCCCGAAGCCCAGACCGUCGUCCGCGGCACCCUCCGCUACCAGGGCUUCCCCGAGAUGAUCAAGGUUCUGGUUGACAUCGGCUUCCUGUCCGACGAGGGCCGCGAGUACCUCAACAGCCCCAUUGCCUGGAAGGAGGCCACGAAGCAGAUCCUCGGCGCCACCUCCUCCGCCGAGAAGGACCUCGAGUGGGCCAUUGCCUCCAAGACGGCCUUCGCUAACAACGAUGACCGCGACCGCAUCAUCUCCGGUCUUCGCUGGAUCGGCCUCUUCAGUGACGAGCAGAUCACUCCCCGUGGUAACCCGCUCGAUACUCUCUGCGCUACUCUCGAGAAGAAGAUGCAGUAUGAGGAGGGUGAGCGUGAUCUGGUUAUGCUGCAGCACAAGUUCGAGAUCGAGCACAAGGAUGGUCAGAAGGAGACUCGUACUUCCACUCUCUGCGAAUAUGGUGUGCCCGGUGGGUACUCGGCUAUGGCUAAGACUGUUGGUGUGCCUUGUGGUGUCGCUGUUAAGUUGGUCUUGGAUGGUACUAUUAACCAGAAGGGUGUUGUUGCUCCCAUGACCAUGGACAUUUGCGCUCCUCUGAUCAAGACCCUCAAGGAGGACUACGGCAUUGAGAUGAUCGAGAAGACUCUGUAAAGAGUAUCUCUUCUCUUAUAAAUUCUCUUCUAUGACGAUAUAUUAACGACUUUGGAGAUGGGUGUUAGAGAAAAAACAUAGGGUAGAUCAAAAAUUCAGAUCGGUUUUGAUGAAGCAGUGAUUAUUGCAAGAAAGAACAGUAGAGGUGUUAUGUGUAUGUAACAGUUACCAGAAGUGUAG